CUCUAUAUAGGGAAUAGUGUAAUUUCGUACGCAACCCGGAUCACCCUGGAACACACUCGGGACAAAGUCAAACCACAGGCUGUAGCUAUAUUAGAGGGUGGUUCUGUGGCUCCGAUAAGGUUCCAGUUUCCACCAUGUGUGUUGUGUACUACUACGGUGUGGCUCUCCUGGCUCUGCUGGCAGUGAGCAGGGUGACCGCGGCACCGAUGACUGAGCCACCGACUGAGGAGGACUGUGGUAAAAUGGUCAAACCACUCCCUGCCGACAAGCUCAACACGGUCUUUGGUGAAUGGAUUCUCAUCGAAGCGUUUUCAGAUGAUGAAGGUUAUGCCGAAAAACUGAAAAUGGGAAAAAGUUCCAAGGUGGAACUACGAGCAACAUCAAGCGACAAGAGUGUGCUUUUCAAACAGGGAAACAUGAUUGAUGACACCUGUGUUAAUUACUCCAUAAUGAAUAUGUCCAUUGUAGAGAACACCAUACAGCAGUUAAAGGAUAAUGGAAUUUCCAAGGCACACUUCCUGCAAGCCUGCCCUGACUGUCUCGUCAUGCACUUCAGUAACACCAUUACCGUAGCAGGAGUGCCCAUCCGAAUGGUCCGAUCUUUCUAUAUCUUUGGAAAGACUGGCAAACUGCAUGAAUCAGAGCUGGAGCCAAUCAGAAAACAAGCCGAGUGCCUCAAGUUCCCUCAACCUGCACAGUUCAUCUAUGAUGGCGUUGCAGAGUUUUGCCCUGAGACAAAGAAGAAUGAGACCAAAUAAAACUAAGAGCUGGAAUAUGGAAAACUGGAGCUAUAAUCAUGUUCACAGGAGAUAUUGUUAGGAGAGACAAAACUGACUGAAAUAGUUUUAGUUUUAAUUUUUUACUAUUAAUGGUGAAAUCUGCGCUGUUAUGGGUUGUGUCUCACUCAGACUCAAACAUUGGUAUAACUGUCUGUCACUCAUUUGACACAAGAUCUAGCAGAAAAUCA
This is a messenger RNA of Oncorhynchus keta (chum salmon), 967 nucleotides long. Its product is annotated as saxitoxin and tetrodotoxin-binding protein 1-like. The transcript is spliced from 6 exons. The record is from RefSeq and is a predicted model, not a curated record. NCBI's taxonomy places the organism in Eukaryota, Metazoa, Chordata, Actinopteri, Salmoniformes, Salmonidae. Bases 135 to 758 code for a protein of 207 amino acids.